Molecule: messenger RNA, 970 nt
Organism: Larimichthys crocea (large yellow croaker)
Lineage: Eukaryota; Metazoa; Chordata; Actinopteri; Sciaenidae
Gene: aurkaip1
Product: aurora kinase A interacting protein 1
Exons: 4
Coding region: 155-784 (209 amino acids)
Cellular component (GO): mitochondrion
Source: RefSeq, a predicted model, not a curated record
CGGAACGUUUGUGCGCUGCAAGGAAACAGGACGCGGAAGAAAAUCGGUGUCGCACUGUCUCUGUGGAGUCACAUUGAAGACGAGCGGUCGGUCUCAGGAACAAAAGGACAAGUGACCGGUCAGCACGUUCCUGAUGAUUUGAUGAUCACCAACAAUGUUCACUUCAAAAGUAGUCCCUCGUCUCAGUCUACUACGAAGAGCGUCUUGUGCGCUUCAAGCCCGCGGACACAUUUUAAAUGGGCCGGUUCUUCCCGCUCUGCACUGCUCCUCACUAAAACAGAAACUAAGUAACUACUCGACGGCCGCAGACAACGCAUCUCCUCCUCGAUGGGUCCAACUCGAGCCCGAACUGGACGAGGCUCUGGUGCCGCGUAAACUGUCAGUGAGUCCUCUGGAGAGCUGGCUCUCCCUGCGAUACUCCCUUCCUCCCCUGCUCGAGUCCCCCGGUCUGCAGGAGGAGGACAUAGGGCUGCUGGAAGAGAAGGUGCUGCCGCCUAUCUCCGUCCCCGUCGUGGAGGACGGGGAGGGUUCGGCGACGCCUCUCAGCUGUAAGAAUGUUCUGGAGAUCCGUCGGCGGAAGAUGAACAGGCAUAAAUACAAGAAGCUGCUGAAACGGACUAAGUUCCUGAGGAGGAGAGUGAAAGACGGCAGGGCGAGGAAGAAGCAGAAACGAUUUGAGGAGGAUCUGAAGAAGAUUUGGACACGAGCUGGGCUGAAGAAGGCUCCAGAGGGAUGGAACACGCCGAAGAUCUUCAUGAAACUGCACGGAAACAAAAGGAACUGAGAAACACUUGAGGGUGACUUUAAAGUUUGUGUCACAUCCCUCUCACUCUGCUCCGGCACACUGCAGUUCAACCAAUCACCCCACUCUCUCUUCUUUGCAGCGUCGAGGACAUACUCGCCGUGUGUACAAUUAUUUUUUGACCAAGUGUACAUAAUCUAAUAAAGAUCUUUCUCCUGUCGAGCCAGA